GAUAGUGACAAAGCAAACUUUGAUAAAUUUGUUACAAAUAUAUGGUAUAAAAUAUUUAAUUGUUGGGAGAAACGAUUUUUCAUUUUUGGUUUAUUGAAAUGUGUGCCGUCUAUUCGAGCGAUGAUGUGGCUGCCUAUGAGGAAGUGGAUGAUUCUCAGUCAGGUCCGUUUUCUAAAAUUAUCUCGGAGCAAGGUGAUAAAAGCGAGAUGCAAUCGAUCAUCCUAUUGGCCCACCAGGAGCACGAGGCCCAGACCCAUCAACAAGUAAUGACCGCAAUGAAGCAACGCGAGGAGAAGGAGUUUUCCAAGCUUCGAGACAUCAACCCAUUACCCCAAAGUUUUGUUCAGAACAGAGAUGCAUUUGAUGAGGAUGUCAGAUUUCUGCUGUCCCAAAUCGCUUCAGAGGAGGAUAGAAGCGGUGAAGAUGAAGAUUAUUCUUUUUAGGAGCUAUAUUUCUAUUAAAGACUGAUGUGGCUCAAAUGCUUAAAGUUUAUUUACUGUUGUUGAAAAAAAUAUGAAAGACACUUAAAAUUUUUAAUCAAAACAAGCAAAAAUCCGAUAAGUUCGUAAGCUACAUUUGAUGAUUAUAUUAAAAUUGGUCCAUAAGCUGUCUCAUC
This is a messenger RNA of Drosophila rhopaloa, 616 nucleotides long. RefSeq lists its product as uncharacterized. The transcript is spliced from 2 exons. The coding region runs from base 99 to 443 and encodes 114 amino acids. The record is from RefSeq and is a predicted model, not a curated record. NCBI's taxonomy places the organism in Eukaryota, Metazoa, Arthropoda, Insecta, Diptera, Drosophilidae.